This is a messenger RNA of Adineta ricciae, 1614 nucleotides long. Lineage: Eukaryota; Metazoa; Rotifera; Eurotatoria; Adinetida; Adinetidae. The record is from the annotation of a GenBank genome assembly.
AUGCAACGCUCAAAUUAUAACGGAUGGAGAUCAUUAUGUCUACCUCAUGUUCUCUUCUACACUUUCGUAAUCAUAAUUAUACUAUUUCUUUUGAUUCUGACUAUCACCGUUGCGAAAUCGAAAUCUUAUGUUGCGAGAUCGUCUGCUGUUCAUGGUGCUUUCAAUGAUAUAAUUGGUUUUCCUGCAUUACAUUCAUCAAAGCACGAUCCGUAUGUUCAAUGGACAUUUUUACAUUUGAAUGAUGUUUAUGAAUUACUACCACUCGAUCGAGGACGUCGAGGCGGUCUGGCACGCGUUGCAUAUAUUCGCAAGUUAUUGAAAGAAGAAAAUCCUCAUACAUAUACAAUUCUCGCUGGUGAUCUUCUCUCUCCAUCGGCAUUAAGCUCAUCGAAAGUAAAUGGAACAAAUCUAAAUGGAAAACAAAUGAUUGCAACGAUGAAUACACUUGGACUUGAUCUGAUGACACUUGGCAAUCAUGAAUUUGAUUUAUCAGAAAAGGACUUAAUCGCUCGAAUGAAUGAAUCAACAUUUACAUGGAUAAGUACGAAUGUAUUUCAGAAAGAUUCAAAUGAACUAUUCGGACCGAGUAUUUCACAUAAAAUCAUCACCAUUGAGUCAGUUCGAGUACUGUUCAUUGGUUUAACUAUUGAUAAUAAUCAACCGUAUAUUCGUAUUAUCAAUCGAACAUCUCUGAUUAAUUAUGUUCAACAAUACUUGGACAAAUUUCCUAAUGGAACAUACGAUAUUCUCGUGGCUAUAACUCAUUUAAAUGUCGAAAUGGACAUGAAACUCGCUGAACAGAUUCCUCGAAUCGAUCUGAUUCUUGGUGGACACGAACACGAAAAUCAAUAUUAUAUUCGAGGGUAUCAACAAACACCGAUUUACAAAGCUGAUGCCAAUGCAUUUACAGUUUAUAUACUUCGUUGUACAUACAACAUGAGAACGAGACAAUUUCAUGUUUAUCCGACGUUAUCUCCGGUGACAUCGGCGAUACCGGAAGAAGAACAAACUGCACAAGUAGCCAACUACUGGUUUAAACUAGGCGUCGAAGGAUAUCGUGCGACAGGUUUUGAACUAUCUGAAGUUGUCUCUUGUCUCCCUUCCGGGGUGGAGUUGGAUGGUCGAUCGGAGUCAAUUCAAGCCUCUUCCACACUUCUCACUGAUUUAAUGUGUCAAGCUAUGAUCAAAUCAACUGAAUUCACCCAAACUACGAUUGGCUUUCUCAAAAUCGGUACCAUACGCAUCGAUGAUGUUCUCCGUGGCACCAUAACCCAAUAUGACAUUCUACGCACGUUACCUUUCACAAAUUAUGUUCAAAGUAUAUCGAUAUCUGGUCAAGUACUCGCACGGAUUCUAACAGACAAUCUAUCAAAGCAAAGAAAAGGUUCGUUACUUGCUUACAUUGGAGUCGAAACACUAGAUGACGGUCAGACAUGGUUAGUCAACGGUACUGAUGUCUCGAUUAGCAAUCAGAACUACCGAAUUGCAACAACCGAUUAUACGCAACAACGACUUGCAUUGAACAGCACAGAUAUGACAAUUCUAGCUAAAACGAAUUUGCUAUUAUCGAAAAGUUUUAUGGAUUUCUUACGAAUAAAAUAUCCUCCUUGUUGA